Messenger RNA from Colletotrichum karsti, 1038 nucleotides. RefSeq names its product GNS1/SUR4 family protein. Gene Ontology annotation, molecular function: fatty acid elongase activity. The record is from RefSeq and is a predicted model, not a curated record. Gene Ontology annotation, biological process: sphingolipid biosynthetic process; very long-chain fatty acid biosynthetic process; fatty acid elongation, polyunsaturated fatty acid. Gene Ontology annotation, cellular component: endoplasmic reticulum membrane. Bases 1 to 1038 code for a protein of 345 amino acids. The transcript is spliced from 4 exons. Lineage: Eukaryota; Fungi; Ascomycota; Sordariomycetes; Glomerellales; Glomerellaceae.
AUGGCGACCCAAGCCCCUUCGUCCUUCUACGAGCAGCUGCCGCUCCCAACACUCGACCGCCCCUUCGGCAUCGAAUUAUGGCCUCUUCUCGACAAGGUCUGGACUCCCAUCGUCGGCUACCCCGUCAGCGAGUUCAGAUUUGAGCCUGGCGUCACCCCUAUGUCCACCAUCAAGCAGGCCGGCAUCUUCGUUGUCAUCUACUACGCCGUCAUCUUCGGCGGCCGCGAAUGGAUGCGCAACCGCGAGCCCUACAAGCUGAAGGCCCUCUUCCUCAUUCACAACUUCUUCCUCACCUUCAUCAGCGCCGCUCUCCUGGCCCUCUACACCGAGCAGCUUCUGCCUACCGUUGUGCGCAAGGGCAUCUUCCAUGCCAUCUGCGAUGCCGAGGGCGGUUGGACCCAGCCUCUGGUCGUUCUCUACUACAUGACCUACCUGACCAAGUACCUGGAGCUCAUGGACACCGUCUUUUUGUUCCUCAAGAAGAAGCCCCUGACUUUCCUCCACUGCUACCACCACGGCGCGACCGCUCUCCUCUGCUACACUCAGCUGAUUGGCUCGACCGCUGUCUCAUGGGUUCCCAUCACCUUGAACCUUGGUGUCCACGUCGUCAUGUACUGGUACUACUUCCAGAGCGCUCGUGGCGUUCGCAUCUGGUGGAAGGAGUGGGUUACUCGUUUCCAGAUCAUCCAGUUCAUCAUCGAUCUCGGCUUCGUCUACUUCGCUUCUUACACCUACUUCACCUCGACCUACUUCCCCUGGAUGCCCAACGCUGGCAGGUGCGCUGGUGAGGAGUUCGCUGCCUUCGCUGGUAUCGGUAUCCUCAGCUCCUACCUCGUGCUCUUCAUCUCCUUCUACCUCGCGACCUACAAGAAGGGCGGCAAGUCGCAAACUCGCAAGUCCCUCCGCCGCAUGAGCCAGGCUCCCCUCCCCGACCCUCACAACGUUGCCCAGGCCGUCGCCGGCCACUCCAACGGCAGCGCUAAGGCUUCCGGAGCCAAGACCAACGGCUCCUCUACCCCUCGAUCCCGAAAGGCGUAA